AUGGUGACAAGAGAAAAAUCUGCUUUUUGUGCCUCUUGCUUCAGUCUGAAUUCUGGUAAUGAAUUGCUGCAAAAGAGGCCGUGUUCAUAUCAACUCUACUGGUUACCAUCCCUUGGUGGUGAAUUCUUUGAACAAAAGACAGUUACUCUGCCUGGUGAUAAUUUAUCUGCCAUUUUACCUGGACUAAAUUUUGAGACGAAUUAUACGAUUAAAAUAUCGCCCUAUGAAGAGCGUGAAGUAAGAAAAGUUUUUCCAGCUCAAGGAUGGUUCAUCACUCCAUCCUGCUUAUCCAUCACGAAUGGAAAUUUUUCCUUGUGUGCUCCUGGCCCACCAUUAAACGUUACUGUAUUUUGGUCCCCAACUGCAUUGGAAGCUGUUCUUGUGUGGCUGCCCCCACUUUUUUCUUCAGUGAGCAAUGAAGUUAGCAAUUACUACUUGGCAGUUGCUGAAAUCUCUGAAAAAUUUGAAAGCAUAAUGCAGUAUAGGGACCAUAUUCUUUUAGAAAAGAAUUCAUCAUUUUUAACGCUAACUGACUUACAACCAUAUGGACUUUAUAUGUUUGAAUUAAGAGCAAUUAGUCCUGGCGGUACUGGUCCACCUGCAGUGACUGAACUCAACACAAAAACAGUAAAAAUCUAUACUUUCCAUUUUGAUGAAAUACCUUGGCAUUACAUUAUACCAAGUGGCAUAUGUUUACUGUGUGUUUUGACAGCUGCUGCCAUACUUCAAAUCAUUCAAUCUCGCCGAAAAGCAAAAACCCUGAUAUAUCCUAAUGGGCUGGCGGAUGUUCCUGAUCAUUUACUACCUUCUUUGGUGCCUUCAAAUAAAAUUGAGCUUCAAGAUAUCUUAGGACACGGUGCAUUUGGUGUUGUUCAUAAAGGAAUGUAUGCCCAUAAAAAGAGUAAAAAAGAAGUUGCAGUCAAGACGUACCCUGCUGAAACUUCAACUAGAAAAAGAUUGCUGGAUGAAAUUGAUAUCUUACGGUUGAUAGGCCGACAUGAUCAUGUGGUUUCACUAGUUGGAUUUUCAUUAAAUAUAGACAAAAUGUAUUUAAUAUUAGAGCUCUGUGCUAUGGGAGAUUUGCAGUCAUAUCUUCCCAGAUUGAAAAAGCUUGUACAAGAUUUAAAACGUCAGCAAAAUAUAGGUGGGUCUAUCAGUUGUGGUCGAAAAUAUGCACUACAGUUGUGCCGUUAUAUUUAUCAAGUAGCUGUUGGAAUGGAGCAUAUUUCCUCUUUGAAACUCAUCCAUAGAGACAUUGCUGCACGAAACAUUCUUAUGUGUAGUGAAGAACAUGUCAAAAUUGCAGACUUUGGAUUGUCUAAGGACAUUUAUGAAACACAAAAUUACCAUUCUAUCACUCAACAAAGAUUGCCUAUUAAGUGGAUGGCCCCUGAAGCAAUAGAAAAGCGAAGAUUUAAUGUUCGAACUGACGUGUGGUCAUUUGGCGUGUUAAUGUGGGAAAUCUUUGAAUUUGGUCAAGAACCUUACAAGGGGUACUCAAAUUCUGAAAUUUUGCCAUUUCUGAAAAGUGGUCGCAGAUUAGUGAAACCAGAUGCAUCAAAUAAAGAAUGGUAUGACCUUAUGCUUGAAUGUUGGCGUGCAGAUCCUAAAAGGAGGCCAUCUUUCAGAGAGCUAGUUCAGAAGAGUGGAGAUACUAUUGCAAAGAUGAGUAACUACACUAACGUUGUUAAUACUUGACCCUAACUGCAAAAAGUCUUGAAUUUUGAAACAGCUGGAAAGUUCCUAAAAAUUAAAUAUCAUUUGGUGCUAUUUUAUUAAUGUUAUAUGUGAUCUUAAAUGCAGCAUUUCAAGUCUCACAGUUUUAUACUUUAUUUGUAAUCAUUUUCAGAGACAUGAAAAUACAACAUAUAUACAAAUGAGCUUAUCAUCCUUCAAAUGUUGUGAUUUCAUUUUUAUUCUUGACUUGAUUGCAAAAUCGAUUUUUGUAAAUCUUUGAAUGAAGUAUACAAAUGUUUAGUUCAUUGUUUGUAUGUCAUUACCUAGUUGUUUUACGUUA
Molecule: messenger RNA, 2017 nt
Organism: Uloborus diversus
Lineage: Eukaryota; Metazoa; Arthropoda; Arachnida; Araneae; Uloboridae
Product: fibroblast growth factor receptor 2-like
Exons: 14
Coding region: 1-1698 (565 amino acids)
Biological process (GO): cell surface receptor protein tyrosine kinase signaling pathway; positive regulation of kinase activity; multicellular organism development
Cellular component (GO): signaling receptor complex
Molecular function (GO): transmembrane receptor protein tyrosine kinase activity; ATP binding; protein binding
Source: RefSeq, a predicted model, not a curated record